CGCCUAAAAAUUCUGUGCGGAAUUCGAAUCUAUGCUCCGAAUCCUCGAAAGGUCCAGAAACCCUGGUUCUGAAAAGAGAGACAUACAUAGUAAAAUCCGUGAUUAGAAAAUCCGAUCUCAAAAUGGCCACUAAGAAGCAUCUUCUUCUGAAUUCAUCUUCAUCAUCGUCUUCGUCUUCUUCUUCUUUUGUGGUUUUUUUAAUUUGCAAUCUGCUGUUGUCUCAUGCAGUCAUCGCCAAGCCUCAUCACCCCAUCUCCGACACUGAGGUUAGGCAGAAGAAGAACGAGUGCUAUGCUGAUAUUGAGAGGGGAUUGUGGGGAUGGAAAUGCAAGUCUUCAAUGAUAGCCAAGGAGAAUUGUGCUCUGCAUUGCCUUGCUCCGCCUUGUUACGAACUCAUUUAUGCAAGCGAUCCGCUAGAGGAAGGUGAGAAAGAUCUGGUUCGGAGCCAAGAGUUCAAGUACUGCAUGCACAAGCUAUCAUUGGGGGAGAGCCUUGAGGGCAUCAAGGGUUCCUUUGAAUAUUGAAGUAUUGUAUUGUGACUUUGUUAUUAUGCUGUGCCCUUGGGUCAUGUAUUGGGGAAGUGAAGCUUGAAUGCAGGGGAAGUUGAGAUUGAAGUAAUUGGGAAAGGGGGAAGGAUGGAUCCCCGAUUUUUUGUAAGAGAGUAAUGGUGUCGUUUGGAUUCUUGUGAUAAAAUAAACGGUGUCAUUUCAUUCCUUGUAAUAGAAUAGCUGCUAUAAAUGGUGUCAUUACAAUUUGUAUAAGUUAGUCAUGGCGGAGGUACAUGAUCCUACUCUCAAUUAGCAGACUCAUUGAAUCAUCUUAGACAAUAGCAAGAGCGGCAGCAGAAGCAAAUUGAAGAGACCGUUGCCAUUUUGUUGCAGCAACAAGAAAUAGCUCGUGUAGACGGAGAGACCCAGGACAAACGAUUCAAUUAAGUCUUGUAACAAAUUUCUAGAAUAUCAAUUAAUAGCUUGGUUGGUAAUGAAGCAGCGGGAAAAAAAUGCCACAAUAA
Molecule: messenger RNA, 1012 nt
Organism: Juglans microcarpa x Juglans regia
Lineage: Eukaryota; Viridiplantae; Streptophyta; Magnoliopsida; Fagales; Juglandaceae
Exons: 5
Coding region: 123-524 (133 amino acids)
Source: RefSeq, a predicted model, not a curated record